Messenger RNA from Danaus chrysippus (African queen), 1062 nucleotides. NCBI's taxonomy places the organism in Eukaryota, Metazoa, Arthropoda, Insecta, Lepidoptera, Nymphalidae. The record is from the annotation of a GenBank genome assembly.
AUGGUUAGCAGAGAAACAACUCCAAUACCUACUCCUAAUUUAGACUCUGGUUCACCUGUACAACCCUCGGAUUUGAAAGUUACCGUUAUAAAUUCUAGUAAUAAAGCACAAGAAACUGAACUUUCUGAAAAGUUAGGUGGGGGUGCUCUCGAAUAUGUAUCUGGAUCAUCUUUACCAAGUGUCAACUCAUGUACAACCUUAUCAGAAUGUGACUCUCCAAGUACUAGUGUAGAAAACAAGAGAAAAUCAACUUUUAAAACUAACCCCGGUAAAAAAAGAUUAAAGUGUCCAGAAAAUUGGAUCGAUAAUAAAAGAAAAAGCUUACUAAAUUCAGGUCAGCAAUAUGUAUCUCGAGGUGGAAAACUUAAAAAUAAAAAAGAAUUGCGCCCCGCUUGUUCAACUUCAUGUAAAUUAAAAUGUUUUGACAAAUUUGAUACAGAUGUUCGACAAAACAUUCAUAGUAAUUUUUGGCAACUUGCUGAUCAUACUAAGCAAUGGGAGUUCAUAAACAAGUUUACUAAGAAAAUUUUGAAAAAACGAAUGACAACGGAGGGACCAUCAAGAAGACAAUUUACAACUAAGUAUUUUUUACCAGCACCGAAAGAUGACACAUUUAAGACAGAACAAGUUUGUAUGAAGAUGUUUUUGAAUACAUUUUCUAUCACUGACCAAUUUGUUCGUACAGCACAUAGUAAACUAAAUCAAGAAGGGAUUACCUUAACAGAUAAUAGGGGUAAACAUGCUCACCAUCCAACUGUUGUAGACUCUGAAAUGAUUAAAAGUGUCUGUGAUCACGUGGCGUCUUUACAACCUAUAGAAUCUCAUUACACACGGAAAGAUAACAGUAAACUUUAUUUAGAUAGCAAUCUUAAUAUGAGUAGAAUGUUUGCGUUAUAUAAAAGAUGGGACCAAUUAUUAAAGUACAGCAAUCAAGCACACACACUUCGUCAGUACCGAGACGUUAUUAAUAGCAAUAUGAACGUUACAUUUUUUGUUCCAAAAAAGGAUAUGCGCGAUAAAUGCCACAGCUAUUCCAAUGAUGUUUCACCGACAGAACAGUAA